Molecule: messenger RNA, 1820 nt
Organism: Dermatophagoides farinae (American house dust mite)
Lineage: Eukaryota; Metazoa; Arthropoda; Arachnida; Sarcoptiformes; Pyroglyphidae
Source: RefSeq, a predicted model, not a curated record
GCGAAACCAUAGUGAAACAAAAACUUUCAUCAUCAUUUUCAAUCAAUCAAUCAAUCAAUCAAUCAAUUGUUCAAGUUGAUUGUCUACAUUUCAAAUGUGAGAAAAAAAAAUCAUCAUCGAAAUAUAUUUACUACUACUCAAAUGUGUAAAUGUCACCCAAAUGUGAUUGAAUUUCAUCAAUGAUGAUUGAUUUAGAUCAAUGUUUGCCACAAAGAAUUCACAACAACAACAAUAAUCAUCAUUAUCAUUCUAAUCAUCAUCAUCAUCAUCAUUAUUCUGCAAAUAUUCAACAUACAAAUUAUCAACAUCAAAAUGUUCAACCAAAUUCAUCAACAACAGCAACAACGAUUGAUUCUAUUGGAUCGCAUUUUCAUCAAACAAUGCCUACAACACAACAACAACAACAACAACAACAACAGCAAUCAAAUAUUAAUAAUUCUUUAUCAGAAUUUAUGACUAACAAUCAUCAUCACCAUAAUAAUAAUAAUAAUAAUAGACAAUUCUAUAAUCAACAACAACAACAACAACAAACAGAAUUAAUGUAUAAUAAUAAUAGUAAUGGUAAAGUGAAACGUUGCCAUAAUACGAAUAAUAAUUCAUCAACAUUAAAAUUGAUUCAACAGAAUCAAUUAUUCUCAUCAUCAUUGAAUCAAUCUCAUCAUCGACAUCAUCAUUUAUCAUCACCACUACCUCAAUCUGCGAAUAUACGAAUCAAUCAAAUGACAAUGAAUAAUAAUAAUUCUAUUAGUAGUGGUGCAGUUGGUAAAUCAAUUACACCACCACCAUUAAUAAUGUCUUCGACAACACCAUCUUCUGCAUCAUCAUCAUCAUCAAUGUUGAAGAUCUCAACAAAUAAUAAAUCAUUGAUGAAUGGUAACCAUCUGAAUCUAAAUUUAAAUGAAAAUUCCAAUGAUAGCCAACAACAAAAUGCUCAACAACAGAAUGGUCCAAUAAUGACAACAGCAGAUACGAUACGUAGAAAAAAGAAAAGUCAUCUUAGUCGUGAUGAAUUGGCACGUGUUUGUCAAUUGGGUGAAGUGACAUUUGAAUCAUAUAAUAAUAGUACAUAUAUGAUUGCCAUACGUAGUAAAGGUGAUCGUAAAUCAUUGAUUGGUUAUCGUUGUGAUUGGAACACUUGUGGUUAUAUGAAUGCACGUGUUGAACGUAUGUUUGGUCAUAUUCGAUCACAACAUCCUGAAGCGCCAACUGUUAAGAAAUUAGUUACCACCGGCAAUUCAGCAACAUCUUCGACGACAACUGUGUCAACAGUGACAAGUUCAAUUUCAUCAACAUCAUCCACAUCAUCUACAUCUCGUCAUCGUUCAUCAUCAUCAUUAUCGACAGCAUCCACAUCAUCAUCUGCGUCAUCGAAUUCUCAUCAAAGUCCACUUGCAACAUCAUCGAUCAAUAAAAAUAAUUCUUCAACUACAACCAAAUUCCACAAUAGUACGUCAUUGUCAACAACAAUUAGCUCAACGACAUCGACUACAACAACAACAACAACAACAACAACAAACAACAACAACAAAUUCAAUUUCAUGCAAUUCACCAACAUUAUUGACAGCAUUAUGUCGAAUUGAUUCAAAUUCCGAUAAUAAUGGUAAUAAAAAAACAAUUGGAAAAAAAUCUAUCAGCAGCAGCGGAAGUCAAUUACUUGAUCUAUUGAAUGGUGGUAGCGGUAGUAGUACUAGUGGUACUAGUGCUAUUACUGGUACGGUUGAUUCAGAAUUGAAACAACAGAAAACUACAAAAAAUUCAUCUAUCAAUCAAAUGGAUAUUGUCACCAUCAAUGAUGAUAAUGAUAAUGAUGAUGAUGAUGA